GGUACCUGAGUUGCCUUUGACAGACACGCUGUGUCCAAUCUCCACUUGGGAUUUAAUUGUCUUUAGCCAGGGGGCGGGGCCUCCUGUCAGCUCCACUUCUUGUGACCCCAGUCGGCAUAAAGGCAUUUGGUACAGAGGAAUGGUGACAGCCAAGAGACACACAUAGUUGCAGCCAUGAAGGAAAUCAUAUCACAAAAAGAGAAGCUCCAAUGCUUGAAAGACUUUCACAAGGACAUCCUCAAGCCCUCGCCAGGGAAGAGCCCGGGUACCCGGCCCGAAGACGAAGCCGAAGGGAAAGCACCCCAGAGGGAAAAGUGGGCCAGCAAGCUCGACUUUGUCCUGUCCGUGGCCGGAGGUUUUGUCGGAUUAGGAAACGUGUGGCGCUUUCCUUAUCUAUGUUAUAAAAAUGGUGGAGGUGCAUUUCUCAUCCCGUACUUCAUCUUCCUGUUUGGGGGCGGCCUGCCCGUCUUCUUCCUGGAAGUGGCUUUGGGACAGUACACAUCAGAGGGAGGGAUCACCUGCUGGGCCAAGCUCUGCCCCAUCUUCACUGGCAUUGGCUAUGCAUCUAUCGUCAUCGUUUCCCUGCUGAACAUCUACUACAUCGUGAUUUUGGCCUGGGGACUCUACUACCUCUUUCAGUGCUUUCAGCCAGAGCUUCCUUGGGCGAAAUGCAAUCAGCCCUGGAAUACAGAGCACUGUAUAGAGGACACAGUACGCAAGAACAAGACCCUCUGGCUGACAGCCAAUGCCACCAACUUUACCUCCCCUGUCACAGAGUUCUGGGAACGCAAUGUUCUAAGUAUAUCCACCGGGAUUGAGGAUAUAGGACCCCUGAAGUGGGACUUAGCCGUGUGUCUCCUGGUUGUGUGGGUGAUCUGCUUCUUCUGCAUUUGGAAAGGAGUCAAGUCAACUGGUAAAGUCGUGUAUAUUACAGCGACUUUCCCAUUUGUGAUGCUCAUUAUACUUUUGAUUCGCGGUGUGACUCUCCCUGGAGCAGCUGAGGGGAUCAAAUUCUAUCUAUAUCCUAACUUGACUCGUCUCCAGGAUCCAGAGGUGUGGAUUGACGCAGGAACACAGAUAUUUUUCUCCUACGCCAUUUGCCUGGGCGCCAUGACGUCCCUGGGGAGCUACAACAAGUACAAAUACAACUGCUACAGGGACUGUUUGCUGCUUGGAGGCCUCAACAGCGGUACCAGUUUUGUGUCUGGCUUCGCAAUAUUUUCCGUCCUGGGCUUCAUGGCACAAGAACAAGGGGUGGACAUUGCCGAUGUGGCAGAGUCAGGUCCAGGCUUGGCCUUCAUCGCUUACCCCAAGGCGGUGUCCAUGAUGCCGAUGCCAACUCUGUGGGCCAUCCUGUUCUUCAUCAUGCUGCUUCUUUUGGGUCUUGACAGCCAGUUUGUAGAGGUGGAAGGACAAAUCACUUCUAUUGUGGACCUCUAUCCAUCUGUCCUGAGGAAGGGUUACCGCAGAGAGAUCUUCAUAGCAGUGAUGUGUUGUAUAAGCUAUAUCCUGGGACUCGCCAUGGUGACAAAAGGUGGCAUGUAUGUAUUCCAGCUCUUUGACUACUAUGCAGCCAGCGGUGUGUGCCUUUUGUGGGUUGCAUUCUUUGAAUGCAUUGCUGUAGCCUGGGUUUAUGGAGCUGACAAUUUCUAUGACGCGGUUGAAGACAUGAUUGGCUACAGACCGAACCCGUGGAUGAAAUGGAGCUGGACCUUUAUCACACCUGUACUCUGCAUGGGCUGCUUUAUCUUCUCCCUGGUGAAGUACAAGCCUUUGACGUAUAACAAAGUGUAUGAGUAUCCUGACUGGGCCAUCGGCCUGGGCUGGUGUUUGGCCCUGGCCUCCAUGAUCUGCAUCCCAAUGGUGAUGGUCAUCAAGAUCCUGCAGUCUGAGGGGCCUCUGAUUGAGAGGAUUAAAGCAGUGGCAGCACCGGCGAAGUCAGGCGUGAGCUCUCGCCCGAAAGAGUACAACGUGAAGUGCAGCGAGCUGACACAGCCCCUGGACCCAAACGGGAACAAUGGCUUGAUCAAGCCCACCCACACCGUUGUAGAAACAACGAUGUGAGCGCUCUCUGUGAGAGGAAUACGAUUGAUGUGCUUUCUGUGUUAUCAUGUCGGCUAACUUUGAUAAGGGUAGGUUUACAUUGUCCAAUAUAUUCAUAGUAGAUUUUCUUUGGAUUGAUUUUUAUUAAGAGAGAGAUAUAUAUUAUUGUUUUAAUUUUUUCCUCUUGUAAUUUUUGUUUCCUUUUUUUGUUUUUCUUUUUUUUUACUCUGUUGAUAUUGUUCAUGUUACAAUUGUUGCUGUAGUUGGCACUGAUCUAAGCUUAGACAGUAUUUUGAGAGAAAACAUGCACAUUGUUUACUAUGUCUCUGUUGAUUCCAGAAAGCUGAGGAAUUUGACGUGUUUUGCUGUAAUGGGAGGAAAUUGAAAAAGUCUCAAAAACUGAGUUUCCAAUUGAAUUAUUAACUGUGACAUUUUUAGUUUUCUUUUGAAAAUCAUUUAAAACACUCAUGUGAUCAGCUAACCUUUUAAUUAACUCUUAGUUUUUUGUGCAACAACAAAAAUGAAUUUGCGCACCCCCUCAAGCUACGUUCACACCGUCCCCGGCUACGCACGUUCAAGCAGACACUUUCAAUGAAAAGUCCAUACAAACGCAUGCAAAAGGUGUUCAAAACUUUUAUGUUUUUCGACCGUUUUCGGGCUCUACGUACAAAAUGUGCAACCAUUAAAAGCUAAACCAGGUCCAACUUUGGUAGUGACCCACGGAUGGCGUCUUUUUUGAUUCAUGGAAGUGCCAAAGUUUAAAAAUUGAUCAUGAAGGAGAAAUUAAUAAUUAUGGUUUGUGCCCGUACAAAAAUUAUAUGAGACUAAAUCUUUUCAUGUAUUGGAAUAGAGCUGUGAAAGAAAAAACCUGGAUAAAAAUUCACAGAAUUUAACAUUUUGAUAGAUGAUACUUCUAAAAAGUAUGAAAAAAAAAAUGAAAGAAGGAGAAGCCCCUCCUUGAUUGUCCAGUGUGAACACCAUCCUGAACACACAUUUACCGCAUUCUUGAACACGCGUCAAGGCCCGGUGUGUACGUAGCUUCAAAGCACAUAUCUAUAAUAAGUGUUGUACGGAGUUAAUCUGGCUCUGCACUCUUUGAGUUACAUGUUAUACAAGGCCUCGGUCGAAAACAAAACUAUUUAUCCCAACAAACGAAUCAGACAAAUCAGCAAACGAGCAGAAACAGCUAAAAAAGACAUGCAAGGAGAAAAGGGAAGUGACAUUUUUAGAGUAACUGUACACUGCCUGUGUGACUACGAUAGUCCGCCCCAGUGCAUUUAUUAUAAAAAAACCUCUAUUUGCACUUUAUGUCAUUUCACCUUUACUGUGGUAUUUGUUCUAAUAGUGUAUGGAUUUGCACUUACAUUUGCAAUAAAUUAAGGGAGGAAAUAUUUUUAGCUUCUUUUUAAUAUAGUGAACUUUGAUUUAGUGUAAGUAGUUUCUCUACUUGCUAAAGGCAAAGGUGAACUGGAGUGAAAUGACAUCAAACACUCUGAAUUAGACUGAUAUGUGGAAUCUGUGAGGUCGCCUAAACGCGUUACUUUUGUUCUUUAAAGCCUGACAGCUGUCUCCUCUGUGCUCAUUUCUUUCCGCAGCUGGAUUGCUCUGCAGCACUACCACUGGAUUUUAGUGUGUAAAGUUCUGUUUUAUUUUUAUUGUAGAAUGUGAAUGUUUGUAAAUCACACAUGCCUUUUUGUAAAAAAGAAAGAAAAAAAAAGUUUUAUACAGGAACAUGAUUUGAACACCGUCGUGUGGAGAGCUCACCUACGUUUUCGAAAUGUCAGUUGUUGUAAGCUUAAAUAAUUAGGCAAUAAUCAGAUGAAGCAGAUGCAAUUUUUUGCUGAUUUUGAAAUAAUACGUUUAAUAAAAAAUACACAAUUUAACUGUUUUAAAAUGGAUUUAAUCAACAGUUUAUUUGAUCAGAUACGAAGUCUGAGGAGAUUGUUUUCCUAAGCUGCCACAGGACCUCUCUGUGUGCUACUUGGAAAUUGAAAUGUACCAAAGUUGUUUUGUCUCGCAGUUUUCCCCUCCAGGAUGCAAACUGCAUCUUUUUCUUUGUAGAUGAAAAUAAAUAUGUUUUUCUUUGGA
Messenger RNA from Oryzias melastigma (Indian medaka), 4131 nucleotides. RefSeq names its product solute carrier family 6 member 6b (gene slc6a6b). The transcript is spliced from 14 exons. Bases 175 to 2064 code for a protein of 629 amino acids. Gene Ontology annotation, molecular function: taurine:sodium symporter activity. Gene Ontology annotation, cellular component: plasma membrane. Gene Ontology annotation, biological process: sodium ion transmembrane transport; taurine transmembrane transport; neurotransmitter transport. Lineage: Eukaryota; Metazoa; Chordata; Actinopteri; Beloniformes; Adrianichthyidae. The record is from RefSeq and is a predicted model, not a curated record.